Messenger RNA from Brassica rapa (field mustard), 3863 nucleotides. RefSeq names its product two-component response regulator ARR11. Lineage: Eukaryota; Viridiplantae; Streptophyta; Magnoliopsida; Brassicales; Brassicaceae. Gene Ontology annotation, biological process: cytokinin-activated signaling pathway; phosphorelay signal transduction system. Gene Ontology annotation, molecular function: DNA binding; DNA-binding transcription factor activity. The record is from RefSeq and is a predicted model, not a curated record.
AUAAAAAAUCUACCUACUCAUUAUAAAUUAUUUCUAUUAUAUAUAACCAAAGUUUCUAAGCACGUUUAUAUUCUUUCGUUCUCUUUCUACAGAUACAAACUUUUCAUUCAGCAAAAAAUACCUACAUGAAACAGACUCACAAAAUAAAUAUUUAUUGCUUCACUGUGUCUAUAUUAAUAAUUCUUUGAAGCUUGGUGUUACAAAAUAAAUAUCUACACGACUUCAAAUGGUAAAGGCGAUGAUUCUGAUAAUGGCAUCAUGUACUUGGUGCUUCGAAAAUGUUAUCAUUUACGAAACUAUAUACUCUUCAUGGAUUAUCGGUUUAGGUAGAAAAAUAGUUCUAUAUAUUUUCAAACUUUCACAUAUCAACAUUUGGUGAAUCUUAAAUAUGUAUUAUAAUUAAUUAAAAUAUAAAAAAUAACAUUUUAAUAAAUUUUCUAUUUUUCGACUUAACAACUUUAAAAUAUCCAAAUAUUUUUAUGUCAUUUUGUUCAUUCAAAAUAUCUAAGUCAAAUAAUUAGCUCAAAAUAUAGUAAUAUACUAAAUCAUUUUCUAGAUUUUUCAUAAGAUAGUAGAUCAACAAUUGUCAAAUACGGAAAUUCAUCGUUACGGGUGAUACUUUAUUUACAUUCUAAUAUAUUGAAUCAGUUAUAACAAAUAAAUGCAUAAAUUUAUUUAUGGAACUUGAAAACAUAUUUUAUUGACGGGAGAUUUAGUUGGAAUUGCACAUCAAAUCUUUAUUAUUAAAAAGGGAAAGAUUCUUAAAAAAUCUACUUAUACAAGGUUGUUAGACUAUUUCAUUAGACUUAACUAUUUUUUUGGUCUUACCUUAUAUUUCUCUAACUAUAAAAAUACUUUACAUAUUUUUUUCUAAUUUAAAUGAACUCAUUUAUUAUUCUCCUAUAAUCUAUUAUAUAAUUACUCUAAUAAUAAAUCCCUAUGAAUAUAGACAGAUUAUUCGAACAUGUUUACACAUAACGUGAUCAUUACCACAUAUAGUUCAAUUAUUAGUAUAAAAUUUUCAAUGGCUUAGUUAUGUUUAAUAUAGGUUGUAAUGGAUAAUCAUCUGGUUUGUAACAAAUUUUUUUUUCAUUUUUCAGUUCGGUUUAUAUUUUUCGGUUCCAAAAAUAUAUGAUAUGCUCGGUUAUCUAUAAAAAUUCAGCGUAAUUUUAGUUUUUUUCCAGUUUGGUACAGUUCAGUGCACGCGGGUAAAUGUACUCAAACCUAUACAUUAUCUUAUAUAGAAAUUGUAUAAGAAAAAUUUAUUUAAUUUCAAAAAUAAACCCGCGCUUUCUAAGCGCGGGUCAAAAUCUAGUGAUCUAGUUAUUUAGGAACAAAACUGCUUGCUGGGACCACCUGAACUACGGUACAAAUGCUCAAUCUAUGGUGGUUAAUUUAUGAACAGUUUCUGUAUAAGUCUUCUCAAGUUAGCCCAGAGAGUAGUUGCCGCUGGCCCGCUGGUACCUAGCUUGGUUCUGAAAAGUCAAUGACCCGAUAUUGUAUGCUCAUCUAAGAAAAAAAAAAUUUAAUUAUAGAUGAAUACUCUUGUUGCAAAAAGGGUUUUAUAAUUUGAAAUAAUCAGAUCCGUCCGUUGUAAAUUGCUGUUACAUGAUUAUGCGCUCCAAAUACGGCUAUAAUUUUAAAAAUAUUUAUCUAUUAGAAUAUAAAAGUACAAUUAUAAAGAGAAAAUUCCAUAUUUGUGUUUAUAAUACCAAAAGAAAGGUAUAAAGAUAAUUAAAUAUUUAAAAAAGUGUUAUAAUCCAUAAUAUUAUCAUAGCAAUAUUUUAAUAACAAUUUGAGGAAUAUUGAGCAGUGAAAGACAUCAACUUAGAAAUCUAAAGCAAGAGGAACAAAAUAGAAAUUCUAACAACUUUCUUUUUGUGUCUCCAGUGAACUUAGACCGAACAAUAUUCUUCUUACACAAAAUUAAUUAAAACUAUAAUUAAAACACAAAUAAUUUGGUAACACAGAGAGAAAAUGAGAGAGGCAAAGGACUAACGUACGCCACCAGUGACUGUUUAUCUAAACGGCGCCAAAUAUUCUGAGUGUUGUCUUGUCUUUUCACAAUAAAACGCAAACAAAAACCCACUCCCACAUUCUUCUUUCUAAAAAAGAACACACACACAAACCACUUUCUCUCUUCUGUCUCUUUCUUUUGCCAGGCGAACAUGGAUAAAGGCUUCUCUCCCGUCGGUCUAAGAGUUCUUGUGGUUGACGACGACCCAACAUGGCUCAAGAUUCUUGAGAAGAUGCUCAAGAAGUGCUCUUACGAAGUGACUACAUGUGGGUUAGCUAGAGAAGCUCUGAGACUGCUCCGGGAGCGUAAGGACGGAUAUGACAUCGUGAUCAGCGACGUGAACAUGCCUGACAUGGACGGCUUCAAGCUCCUUGAGCACGUUGGACUCGAGCUGGACCUCCCUGUCAUAAUGAUGUCAGUGGACGGUGAGACGAAAAGAGUGAUGAAAGGCGUCCAGCACGGAGCGUGUGAUUACCUGUUGAAGCCCAUAAGGAUGAAGGAGCUGAAGAUCAUAUGGCAGCACGUUCUGAGAAAGAAGCUUCAAGAAGUGAGGGACAUCGAAGGAUGCUAUGAAGGAGGAGCUGAUUGGUUCACAAGAAACGAUGAGGCACACUUGCUUGGAGGAGGAGGUGAAGAUGUUUCUUUUGGGAGAAAGAGGAAAGAGUUUGACUUUGAGAAGAAGCUUCUUCUUCAGGAUGAGAGUGACCCAUCAUCGUCUUCCUCCAAGAAAGCAAGGGUGGUUUGGUCUUUUGAGCUUCAUCAGAAGUUUGUCAACGCUGUUAACCAGAUCGGUUGCGAUCACAAGGCUGGUCCCAAGAAGAUAUUGGACCUCAUGAAUGUUCCAUGGCUCACUAGGGAAAAUGUUGCGAGCCACCUCCAGAAGUACAGGCUUUACCUGAGCAGAUUGGAGAAAGGAAAGGAGCUAAAGUGUUAUUCUGGUGGAGUAAAGAAUAUGGAUUCACCUCCAAAAGAUUCCGAGUUUAAUACAGGCCACCAAAGCCCUGGCAAGAACAGCUAUGCCUUCUCUGGAGGCAGUUCUGAUCCAAAGCAACUUGCUUCAUCUUCUGUGUCUGACCCCAGCAGUGAUGUUCAUAUGCCUCCAAAAGCGAAAAAGACGCGUGUAGAGUUUGAUCCUCCCAUUUCCUCAAGUUCUGCGUUUGAGUCUCUGCUUCCCUGGAGUGAUGUUCCAGACCCACUUGAAUCAAAGCCCCAGAUUCUGUAUGGGAGCAGCUUUCUCCAGCAACAACCAUUACCAAGUCAAAGUCCCUAUGUUGCAAAUUCUGCACCAACUCUGAUGGAACAGGAAAUGAAGCCUUCGUAUGAGACUUCUGUGAAUGCGGAUGAGUUUCUCAUGCCACAAGACAAGAACUCUACCGUGAUCCUUCAAGAUCUGGACUUGUCCGCUCCCUCUGCCAUCUCCAGCAUAAAUGUAACCAACGAUACAGAGUCGAUUCUGAGAAGUUUGAGCUGGGAGCUUCCGGAAUCACAUCAUUCUGGUUUUAUAGACACUGACUUAGACUUCAGUUGGCUUCAAAACGAGCAUUUUCUUGCAAACACCUCCGGGAACUUCCAGUUUCAAGACUACAGUUGUAGCCCAUCUCUCCUUUCCGAGCUCCCACCUCACCUUUGGUUUGGAAAUGAACCUGACGAGUAUACCCUCAUGGUAGACCAUGGCUUAUUCAUAUCUUGAACUUGCUCCAUUAACUUCUUUUCGUAUAUUGGUCGGUGUUAUGCAUAAAGAUUUUGUGUGUAUACCUGAAAAUAACCUUCCAUGAUCGAAUGCAUGUACAAUAAUCCAUGAGUGUUAUAAGCUAAUUACACCACAAUGAUAAGACCACAUGUUUCA